Molecule: messenger RNA, 4150 nt
Organism: Heteronotia binoei (common prickly gecko)
Lineage: Eukaryota; Metazoa; Chordata; Lepidosauria; Squamata; Gekkonidae
Gene: SH2B2
Product: SH2B adaptor protein 2
Exons: 9
Coding region: 243-2255 (670 amino acids)
Biological process (GO): antigen receptor-mediated signaling pathway; intracellular signal transduction
Cellular component (GO): plasma membrane
Molecular function (GO): transmembrane receptor protein tyrosine kinase adaptor activity
Source: RefSeq, a predicted model, not a curated record
GGCUGCGGCGGCGCUUCGGCUAUGGUGCGGAGGGGGGGUUGCGCUGCUGCUGCUCCCGCCGCCCCGCCUGCCUGCCUGCCGCCGCCCGUUUCCCCGCCCUCCCUCUCGCCGCUUCCGAGGCUGCUGGGCGAAGACGGAGCCUGGCAGCAGCAGGACCCUCCAGACCGCCGGCGGCAGCAGCAGCCUGAGCUGCCCCUCGUGCCUCUCCGAGCCCGUUUGCUGGCAGGUGGAAUGGAGCAGCCAUGAAUGGUGAUACCCUUUGCCAAGAGCCUCCCUCCCAGCUUCCAGACUGGAGGGAAUUCUGUGAGCUUCAUGCCCAGGCUGCCGCUGUGGACUUCGCCCAGAAAUUCUGCCAGUUCCUGAAGGAGAACCCUCACUACGACACUCCCGGGGCAGAGACCUCUUUCUCUCAUCAUUUUGCUGCUAACUUCUUGGACAUCUUCAGCCUGGAAGUCAACAGGGUCUUUGUAUCAGAUUCUCCCACCAAAUACAACAUUGUACCCUUUGUGGGGCUUCAGAACUGCCACAUGCCCUACGGCCGGGAUAUCUUGCCGAGGAAAGAUCAGACCUCUACAGAAUCUCUGGACAGCAUGGACAACCCCGUGCCCUCGAGCAGAUAUCUAAGCCAAUCCCAGCAAGUUCAGAUACGAAAGGUCUCCUCCUAUGGCCAGUCCCGGAGCUCAGAGGACGUCUCUGUUCAUACUACCUCUAAGCCUAAAUUCAAGAAAGGUUUCUCCUUGAGGAACAUGAGUUUGUGCGUGGUGGAUGGAAUGAAAGAGAUGUGGCACAGAAGGUCUUCUCCAGAGCCUGGCACAGAAGCUACCCAAGGCAAGCGGUCCGACAGGGAACACUGUCCCUCUGGGAACAAGGAACACAGUGAUUCCAGGGAAAAAUGGACUCACAAGCUGCGGCUUACUAAAGGCCAGUCUUCCAAGGUGGACCUGGUGGACAUUCAAAGAGAGGGGACCCUCCGCUACAUGGUAGCUGAUGAUACGAACUGUGUGGGCAGCUCUCAGUGGCAGAAAUGUCGCCUGUUGCUGCGGAAAGCUGUGAAGAUGGAGGGGGAAAGGUUCCUUCUGGAGUUUUAUGUUCCUCCUAAGGCAUCCAAAGCUAAGGUCAGCAUUCCUCUCUCUGCCAUUAUCGAGGUUCGGACCACCAUGCCUUUGGAGAUGCCAGACAAAGACAACACUUUUGUGCUGAAGGUAGAGAAUGGUGCGGAGUACAUCCUGGAAACAAUUGACUCCUUACAGAAGCACUCGUGGGUGGCGGAUAUACAGGACUGUAUAGAUCCUGGGGACAGCGGUGAUGACAUCGAACUCGCCUCCUGCACCCAGGGUGCCUGCCUACCUGGCAGAGUCUCCUCUUGCAGCUGUGAAUUCCUGGCUGACGAUGUGCCCCGGUUUCAGGACACAUGUGCCGGAUCUGCUCCAGAUGCUGUGCCAAAUGCUGCCACCGUCAUCACAGCGCCACAUGGUAGGCUCAGGGACUCUUUGGGCGAGCACAGAGGCCACGUGCCGUUGGAGAACUUCCUGCAGACACUGGAGACACCGGCUGCUGGAAGUCAUUUAGCUGGAGAGGAAAGUGAGACGGAAGCAGAGAUCAACCUCUCGGACUUUCCAUGGUUCCAUGGGACUCUGUCCCGGGUCAAAGCUGCCCAGUUGGUGCUGUUUGGAGGAGCCAGGAGUCACGGGCUGUUUGUCAUUCGGCAGAGUGAAACGCGACCAGGAGAAUAUGUACUGACGUUUAACUUUCAGGGAAAAGCAAAGCAUCUGCGACUGUCCUUGAAUGAGAACGGUCAGUGCCACGUCCAACACCUCUGGUUCCAGACCAUCUUUGACAUGCUGAGGCAUUUUCACAUGCACCCCAUCCCCCUGGAGUCAGGCGGUUCCGCUGACAUCACGCUCCGCAGCUACGUGGUUGCCCCAGCCUCCUUGCCUGAGGUGAGCCCGUCCCCAGUUGUGGCUUCCCAACAGCCCAGCUGCAGAAAUGAUCUCCAGUCUCAACACUACUUUUCCAGCUUUGUCCCGGGCACUUUCCAGCCUGCCUCCCCUUCAGAGGGCACAACUUCCUCUUCUUCCUCCUCUGCCAGCCAUUCGCUCUACCAUCGAGUGGAAGGGACCCUCAGUGCCCGCAGCCGCAGCAACAGCACCGAGCGCCUGUUUGACUCCUCUGCUGUCGGUGUGGAGGAUUACCAUGAAAGUGAGGGCUCACGCAACAGAACCAGAGCAGUGGAGAACCAAUACUCAUUUUACUGAUGGCGCUGAUGGAGGGGUUUUCAGGCUCCCAUUUCCUCUUUCCCUUUGGAAUGGUCACUUAUGAGUGGGGAGAGUCAACGAGCCACUGGUUUCUCGGUUCCUUGAGAAUCUUACCCUUCUGGUGGCUUUUUUUUGGGGGGGGGGUGUUUCCUCCUUCUGGCCUCUGAACAUGUGUGCUGUCGUUUCUGCAGGCCACUCAGUACUCUUUGUCAUGGGGGGGUGUUUCCUCUCUCUGUUCUCUGAACAUGUGUGCUGUCGUUUCUGUGGGCCGCACGGUACUCUUUGUCAUUUCCUUCAGUGCUUUCAACUCAAGAUGGGCCUUUUUAUUCCCAGACUCUCAGGAGUGAAGAAGAAACAUCCAGGUGAUGCACAGCUUGUUUCUUGGUUUCCAAAUGAAAGCCUGAGGGGCAGAAGCGUGAGGAGGAUAGGGGAAGAUGCUCCAUUCCCAUGUCUCUGCGGGGCAAGCCUCACUUGUCUCGGAUUGGCUUCCACCCAGCUAGCUACAUUCAACUGGAAAAGAAUGUGCAAAUUAAAUGUUAACUGCGCUGCGGCUGAGUCCCCUUUUAAGUGAUCCUUACCAUGAGCAGCCCCCUUGGCUCCUAGAGAGUGGGAUUGUUGGAUUGUGGUUGUCUGCCUCUUGCAGGUUCUGUGGUCCUCUUUUUAAAGAUGUAGGGCUCUGAGUACACUCCACAUUACCACUCUGGGUAUCUUUUUUAUGCCCUUUCCAAAUUCUUCUCUCAUAAUUCAGAGCUGUUGGAGCACAACGAUGCAAAUUAAGGAAGUACAAAGGCUUCUGUCAGAUAUGUGGUCUGCCUAGCUGAGCUUUGUCUACCACAUCGGGCAGUGGUUCCACUGAACUAGCCCUUGCUGAUUUUAACGUAAAGGCCUCAGGAGGGUUUGGAGAAUGCCGACUCUCUGAAUGUUAUCAAUUUAUGUCUAGACAGCGGGAGAUCAAUGACAGGAUACUGAUGCAGGAAAAAAAGAUGCAUGUAACUGGAAGUUGGUUUAUAGGCCCCAACUUGCUGCUAACAGCCGUCCAAUUGCUGUGUUAAAUUUUGUUUGCACUCACAAGUCUUUCCUGCAGCAGUUUUGAGCACACCACUCUUCAGUGGUGAAACAGGGCUUUUCAUUAGAUAUCGGUCGAUAGCUGGAGAGCUCUUGCACCUAAAUCUCAGCAGUCUUUAGUAGCUGGGGGUUCUUUUCUGCUCAUAAUUUUCCCUAAAGCAAAAGGCAACCUAAGUUAGGAAGUGCACAAUGCUGCCUUCUGUUUCUGCCAUGCCAACUUUGUGUGCGACAAAGCGGCUAUAUUCUUGAUGGAUUACCCCAUUCAAUUAGGGAAGAACUGAGAUUGGGUGCAGAGCCCCGUGUCUUCGGAGACCACACAAAUCAGACUGUGUCUGAUUUGUAGACCACACUUUCUGAAGGAUGUAGUUGGAUGGAGCCAUGAGAUCCUACUGGGCUGUUCGUGGAAGAGGAGUAUCUGUCAGGCUUUUUGAUCUGAGAAUAUGGUGGGGUCUAAUCCUAGGGAAGUGAAACUUGCCCAUGAUAAACAUGGGCAGCAUUCAGAGGUCGCAAAUGAAACCAUGGUGGUUAUAAAUGCUGGUUUAUAAAUGGUGGUUUGAUCAGUUCCCUGUUUUUUUUGGAAGCUGGCACCAAAUUAGGAUUUCAAACUAAGGUUUAUAGCAGUUUGUUAACCACAGUAUAUAAUAAUGGUUGUUCUGAUGCUUACAUUUACCAACCAGAGUUUGCUGAGUAGGGCCACCGCAAAUUCAGGAGGAUGUCUUCCAUGGUGGGAGUGGGAGACAACAAAGAAGAUGACAAACAAACCACCGUUUAUAGUGGCAUGGCCACAGAAGGAUAUAACCGGCACUCAAUAAACUACCUGCUCACAGAAA